This is a messenger RNA of Geosmithia morbida, 651 nucleotides long. RefSeq lists its product as uncharacterized. The coding region runs from base 1 to 651 and encodes 216 amino acids. The transcript is spliced from 2 exons. The record is from RefSeq and is a predicted model, not a curated record. Gene Ontology annotation, molecular function: rRNA primary transcript binding. Lineage: Eukaryota; Fungi; Ascomycota; Sordariomycetes; Hypocreales; Bionectriaceae. Gene Ontology annotation, cellular component: ribonuclease MRP complex. Gene Ontology annotation, biological process: maturation of 5.8S rRNA from tricistronic rRNA transcript (SSU-rRNA, 5.8S rRNA, LSU-rRNA); nuclear-transcribed mRNA catabolic process, RNase MRP-dependent.
AUGCCCACCAUCACUCCCGAGGCAGCCAUUACCAUCCACACCUACCUCGCCCCACUACUCCCCAUAGUCGACGCCUUCAACCAUCGUCACAAAAACCAGCACCGCUCAUCACACUGGUGGUCACACUUCAGCAUCUUCCGCCGCUCCCUGCGCUCCCUCGUUAUUUCUCUUACAUUGUCCUCUCGUCGCUCGCACAACGGUGACAGUUCAUUCGUCUUCGCUCGCUGGUUGACACAACGCAUCAUACCCAGAGUAUACAUACCAUUCACACAGCUGGCAGCCGACAAUCAACAUGCCCCCCUAGGCCUCCUCCUCUUCACUCUCCUAGCCCGUGUUGGCUCUGUCCUGUCUCAACAUGUACCCGCCGACGAUGACGUACCUACAGCAUCUGCUGUCGCCGUGCCAAAGCCCAAGCGCGACCAGGCAACUACGAAUAUCUCAGCCGAGACAGACAGAGGCAUCGUCAUCUCGCGCGGCGACCUCCCGCCACCUGUCAAUGUCACACAACCAACAUCAGCCCCGGCCCACUCUGGGAAACAGAAACGUACCAAGACGGCGCCACCAUCACUACCGACAAAGCCCAGGAAUAAAUCGAAGUCUAAAAAGAGUCAAAAGGGCGACGACUUUUCCAGUCUCUUUGGUUCACUAUAA